AGUGCUCUAUACUUCUUCACUACUCGUACAGGGAAGGUGGAAGAAAUUCAGUCUCUCUUUUUGGGAGCAGAGCAGUCAAAGAAUGAACCAAACCAAAUGAUUGUUCUAGAAUGGCUAUUCCUCACAAUUGCUCCUUGUGAUGCAGCGGAACCAUGGCAAUUAGGAUCUCAAGACGCAGCAACACCUAUAAUGCAAGGAAUAACAGACUUACAUCACGAUGUCUUUUUCUUCGUUAUUCUGAUUUUGGUUUUCGUAUCAUGGAUCUUGGGUCGCGCUUUAUGGCAUUUCCACUAUAAAAAAAAUCCAAUCCCGCAAAGGAUUGUUCAUGGAACUACUAUCGAGAUUCUUCAGACCAUAUUUCCUAGUAUCAUCCCUAUGUUCAUUGCUAUACCAUCAUUUGCUCUGUUAUACUCAAUGGACGAGGUAGUAGUAGAUCCAGCCAUUACUAUAAAAGCUAUUGGACAUCAAUGGUAUCGGACUUAUGAGUAUUCGGACUAUAACAGUUCCGAUGAACAGUCACUCACUUUUGACAGUUAUACGAUUCCAGAAGAUGAUCUAGAAUUGGGUCAAUCACGUUUAUUAGAAGUCGACAAUAGAGUGGUUCUACCAGCAAAGAGCCAUAUACGUUUUAUUGUAACAUCUGCUGAUGUACCUCAUAGUUGGGCUGUACCUUCCUUAGGUGUCAAAUGUGAUGCUGUACCUGGUCGUUUAAAUCAGACCUCUAUUUCGGUACAACGAGAAGGAGUUUACUAUGGUCAGUGCAGUGAGAUUUGUGGAACUAAUCAUGCCUUUAUGCCGAUCGUCGUAGAAGCUGUUCCUAGGAAAGAUUAUGGGUCUCGGGUAUCCAAUCAAUUAAUCCCAUAAAGCGCGGAAGCUUAAGCGGAAAUGAAAGAGGAGGUUGAGGUUAUGAAGUCACUUAGCCGUAUACUAUACAAAGGGAAAGGCGUCGGUACGGAGUCACGUCAGCUGUGGAUAUAGACUAGGCUAUAAGGAACGGAGUCUUAAACUAUGGACCGAGACUACACUAAGGAACAAGGAAGCUUGACUGAGAAAAGAAGUCAAGGAACGAAGCAGCUUCUCUAAUAGCCCCGUUGAAUAGAAUAGGCGGGCGAAGGCUUUUUGCAAAAGUGUUUUUUGUCUU
This is a messenger RNA of Capsicum annuum, 1141 nucleotides long. RefSeq names its product cytochrome c oxidase subunit 2. NCBI's taxonomy places the organism in Eukaryota, Viridiplantae, Streptophyta, Magnoliopsida, Solanales, Solanaceae. The transcript is spliced from 3 exons. The coding region runs from base 97 to 864 and encodes 255 amino acids. Gene Ontology annotation, molecular function: cytochrome-c oxidase activity; copper ion binding. Gene Ontology annotation, biological process: ATP synthesis coupled electron transport. The record is from RefSeq and is a predicted model, not a curated record. Gene Ontology annotation, cellular component: membrane.